Molecule: messenger RNA, 1551 nt
Organism: Colletotrichum paranaense
Lineage: Eukaryota; Fungi; Ascomycota; Sordariomycetes; Glomerellales; Glomerellaceae
Exons: 3
Coding region: 1-1551 (516 amino acids)
Biological process (GO): DNA-templated transcription; positive regulation of transcription by RNA polymerase II
Molecular function (GO): zinc ion binding; DNA-binding transcription factor activity, RNA polymerase II-specific; sequence-specific DNA binding
Source: RefSeq, a predicted model, not a curated record
AUGGGGGCAAUCGGCUUCUUAUCACGAAAUGCAAUGGCUGAGCCCCGAGAUAAUUCCGAUGAUCUUCCCUGGAAGUUUUCUUUAGCAGAGGUGAUCUCCGGGGCCUUGGCUAUUGAUGGACGCGACCCAUCCACAGCUAUGCCGGCGCCUCAAACUCCUGAGAUGAACAGUCGCCUCAGUUCAGAGAGCCGGGAUCUAACGCUUGAGCAUGUCCGGAAAUUCCUGGAAUGGCCAAUCAUUAUGCCAUAUAUCGACGAGGAUAUUUUUCUCCGGCAAUGUGAGGGUGUUAUGGCAUGUAGAACUGACUGCCAUGCUGCACAGAGCCCUCCGCCAUUACAUGUUUUCAAUCUUCACAUGGCUUGCGCUAUUGGAAUUUCGGUCUCUCCGACUUCUACUCACCUUUCAUUUCUUAACGCAAGCCUUCACUCUGCCGCCCUCAGCGAACUUCCUUCCAUCUUGCGCACCGAAUCGACUCUUGAGCACAUACACUGCAUGAUCAUGCUUACGAUCUACUCUCUUUAUAACUCCUCCGGUGGCUCUGCCUGGCAUUUAUUGGGUCUGGCUAUGAAGACAUGUAUCUCGCUCGGCCUGCACCGAGAGCCAGACGUGAACUCGAGCAUUGGGCUACCUGAAGCUGGCAGACGGCGAUGGUUGUUUUGGGCCGUGUACUCCUUUGACCGCAUGCUCAGCCUUGUCAUGGACCGCCCUUUGAGUAUCCAGGAUGAUUACAUUUCGGUACACCUCCCAGCGGAAGACGAUGGCCUAUCCAUUGCAACGGAGACGCCGCAUCAAAUAUCGCAAACCAUUCGCUAUCUUGUACUCUACUCUCAACUGGUUUCAGGUAUCCGGUCAGGAAGACGAGAGGACAUUCUACUUACCUACAGUAAUAUCGUUCAUUGGAGAGAUCUACCUCCCAACGUUGAUCGUCAAUCGCCUUCUGCUCCGCAUCUUCUGUAUCUUUUUGAACAGCUAUCUUGUCGGGCAUUGAUUCAUCUUGCAUCUUUGACGCCUCAAACAAUCGUGCGAAAUGAAUUUUGGCUAGGAAACAACCAAGAUCUUGAGACUGAUACCAUUAACACAUCAUAUCAGUUUAUCAACCGAUCUUACGAUCUGUUUAUUAAGGGAAGUUUUGUUUGCAGCUUCAUUGAUGCAUAUGACAUCUUUCAAGCUGCGGUCGCUUUUGCAUGCCUCACCCGUCGAAGAAGUCAAAAUGACUUUGCCGCGCGUCGACUCGCCCAAGUGUCAGAAGUCAUUAGCAAAGCCUCGACGCUUGUGACGAUCGCCGCAUCACGAUUUCCUGCACUUGCAGCAUUUCAACAGGUCUUACUUAGUCUUUCCACCAGAAAUAUGGAAACUGAUGAAACAACAUCUAAUGUGAGACCGUUUCGAUGUUUUUCGGUUCUCUGCAAAUGUGGUUUGGCUAACCUUUUCAAAGACCGUCUCGUGGAACCAUUUGCCAGAUAUAAUUCCACGUCGAUCUCAGCAACUCAUUCGAUUUACCUUCACGUAGAGGAUUACAGGUCGCUACAUGAGUUGCGUGUUAAGGCUUAG